Molecule: messenger RNA, 5504 nt
Organism: Equus caballus (horse)
Lineage: Eukaryota; Metazoa; Chordata; Mammalia; Perissodactyla; Equidae
Gene: STK10
Product: serine/threonine kinase 10
Biological process (GO): protein phosphorylation
Molecular function (GO): protein serine/threonine kinase activity; ATP binding
Source: RefSeq, a predicted model, not a curated record
CCGGCAUCGCAAGGCAGCCCCGGGCUCGGGACCGGGCGGGGGGCGGGGACCGCGGUCGCCUGCGCGGUUCCGGGUGCACGCAGCCCAGGGCGCACUUGACCGGAGUCGGGCUGCGGGGAAGGGCGGGUCUGCGGCGAACCCCCGAGCGCCGCGCCGUCCUCCGGGCCCUCCUCCUCGCGGCCGCCCGAGCCGGAGCCGGAGCCGGAGCCGGAGCCGGAGCCGGCGCCACCUCGCCCCCGGCUCGCGCGCCCCCGGCCAUGGCUUUCGCCAAUUUCCGCCGCAUCCUGCGCCUGUCUACCUUCGAGAAGAGAAAGUCCCGCGAAUAUGAGCACGUCCGCCGGGACCUGGACCCCAACGAAGUGUGGGAGAUCGUGGGCGAGCUGGGCGACGGCGCCUUCGGCAAGGUUUACAAGGCCAAGAACAAGGAGACCGGCGCCCUGGCCGCCGCCAAGGUCAUCGAGACCAAGAGUGAGGAGGAGCUGGAGGACUACAUCGUGGAGAUCGAGAUCUUGGCCACCUGCGACCACCCCUACAUCGUGAAGCUCCUGGGGGCCUACUUUUACGACGGGAAGCUGUGGAUCAUGAUCGAGUUCUGCCCUGGGGGAGCCGUGGACGCCAUCAUGCUGGAGCUGGACAGAGGCCUCACUGAGCCCCAGAUUCAGGUCGUGUGUCGCCAGAUGCUGGAAGCCCUCAACUUCCUGCACGGCAAGAGGAUCAUCCACCGGGACCUGAAAGCCGGCAACGUGCUGAUGACACUCGAGGGGGACAUCCGGCUGGCUGACUUUGGUGUAUCUGCCAAGAAUCUGAAGACUCUGCAGAAGCGAGAUUCCUUCAUCGGAACGCCUUACUGGAUGGCCCCCGAGGUGGUGAUGUGUGAGACCAUGAAGGACACCCCGUAUGACUACAAGGCUGACAUCUGGUCCCUGGGCAUCACUCUGAUUGAGAUGGCCCAGAUCGAGCCCCCGCACCACGAGCUCAACCCCAUGAGGGUCCUGCUCAAGAUUGCCAAGUCGGACCCUCCCACGCUGCUCACCCCUUCCAAGUGGUCUUUAGAGUUCCGAGACUUCCUGAAGACAGCCCUGGACAAGAACCCAGAGACCCGGCCCAGCGCUGCGCAGCUCCUGGAGCAUCCCUUUGUCAGCAGUGUCACCAGUAACAAGGCUCUGCGGGAGCUGGUGGCUGAGGCCAAGGCCGAAGUGAUGGAGGAGAUCGAAGAUGGCCGGGAUGAGGGGGAAGAAGAGGACUCCGUGGACGCCGUCUCGCCUCUGGGGAACCACUCUCGGGACUCUUCUGAGGUGAGUCAGCUGAGCCUCAAUGCUGACAACCUUCUCAAAGAAUCAUCUCUCACCCCACUGCCACCCAGCCAGCCUCAGGACAGUGUGGAUGGACCCAGCCAGCCCUCUGGGGACGGAUCCCUCCAAACCACUAGCCCCCCGGAGGUGGCGCCUGGAAAUGAGAAUGGCCUAGCGGUGCCUGUGCUCCUCCGAAAGUCCCGACCAGUGUCAAUGGAUGCCAGGAUUCAGGUGUCCGAGGAGAAGCAAGCCGUCGACCAGGGUGGGGACCGCAGUCUGGCAGCCAUCAGGCCACAGAAAGCAAGCCAGAGCCGUCCCAACAGCAGUGCCCUGGAGACCUUGGUCGACAGUAAGCUGGCCAACGGCAGCCUGGAGCUGCCCGCCCAGCCAGGCCCGUCCAAGAGGGACUCGGACUGCGGCAGCCUGUCCACCUCUGAGAGCGUGGACUACAGCACCUCUCUCUCCGCUGACCUGUCCCUGAACAGGGAGUCCGGCUCUCUGUCCAUCAAGGACUCAAGGCUGCACAAUAAAACCCUUAAGAGGACACGAAAGUUUGUGGUGGAUGGCGUGGAGGUGAGCAUCACCACCUCCAAGAUCAUCAGUGAAGACGAGAAGAAGGACGAGGAGAUGAGAUUUCUCAGGCGCCAGGAACUCCGAGAGCUUCGGUUGCUCCAGAAAGAAGAGCAUCGGAACCAGACCCAGCUGAGCAGCAAGCAUGAGCUGCAGCUGGAGCAGAUGCACAAACGUUUUGAACAAGAAAUCAACGCCAAGAAGAAGUUCUUUGACGUGGAGCUAGAGAACCUGGAGCGUCAGCAAAAGCAGCAAGUGGAGAAGAUGGAGCAAGACCAUGCCGUGCGCCGCCGGGACGAGGCCAAGCGGAUCCGCCUGGAGCAGGAGCGGGACUACGCCAGGUUUCAGGAGCAGCUCAAACUGAUGAAGAAGGAGGUGAAGAAUGAGGUGGAGAAGCUCCCCAGACAGCAGCGGAAGGAGAGCAUGAAGCAGAAGAUGGAGGAGCACGCGCAGAAGAAGCAGCUUCUCGACAGGGACUUCCUGGCCAAACAGAAGGAGGACCUGGAGCUGGCGAUGAAGAAGCUCACGGCCGACAACCGGCGGGAGAUCUGUGACAAGGAGCGCGAGUGCCUCACGAGGAAGCAGGAGCUCCUUCGAGACCGGGAGGCGGCCCUGUGGGAGAUGGAGGAGCAUCACCUGCAGGAGAGGCACCAGCUGGUGAAGCAGCAGCUCAAAGACCAGUACUUCCUCCAGCGGCACGAGCUGGUGCGCAAACACGAGAAGGAGCGCGAGCAGAUGCAGCGCUACAACCAGCGCAUGGUGGAGCAGCUGAAGGUGCGGCAGCAGCAGGAGAAGGCGCGGCUGCCCAAGAUCCAGAGGAGCGAGGGCAAGACGCGCAUGGCCAUGUACAAGAAGAGCCUGCACAUCAACGGCGCGGGCAGCCCCGCCGAGCAGCGCGAGAAGAUCAAGCAGUUCUCCCAGCAGGAGGAGAAGAGGCAGAAGUCGGAGCGGCUGCAGCAGCAGCAGAAACAUGAGAACCAGAUGAGGGACAUGUUGGCGCAGUGCGAGAGCAACAUGAGCGAGCUGCAGCAGCUGCAGAAUGAAAAGUGUCACCUCCUGAUAGAGCAUGAAACCCAGAAGCUGAAGGCCCUGGACGAGAGCCAUAACCAGAACCUGAAGGAAUGGCGGGACAAGCUUCGGCCACGCAAAAAGGCUCUGGAAGAAGAUCUGAACCAGAAAAAGCGGGAGCAGGAGAUGUUCUUCAAGCUGAAUGAGGAGAUGGAGAGCCCGAACCCCACCACCCCGAACAAGGCCACCAAGUUCUUCCCCUACAGCUCUGCGGAUCCUUCUUAACAGCCCCGGGACUGUGCUGGCAGGUCGGCGGGCCUCUGGGGCCCUCCUAUUCUCUGUGAACAAGUAACUCAGGACCCCCUUCCUCUUGCUUCCAUGCCAGCUCGAAUCCAGCCCCUAGCCUUGUGCCACCCCAGCUGUGCCCGACAGCCCCACCCCGGUGUUCCUGACUUCUUGCUCACUCAGAGGGUGAAGUUUUAUGAUGUCACCUGAUCCUAGUGAAUGUUCUCUUUGAGCCCCAGAUCCUGCCAAGAUGUCAGUGAUUUGGGCUGUUAGAGGGGUCAGGGUCCAGGAGGAAUGGGGGUGCUGUGGCCUCGAAGCCCCUCCUGUUUGCCAAAACACCAGUUUUGCUGUUUGUGGCCACAGAGUGCUGCCACUGAGGUCACCACAGGCCAUCCAUAUGGUGGCUAUUCAGCCAUUCCCUGCAGUGUCCGACAAGAAUCACGGCUCCUACCAGCCGUUUUGGUUCCCAUGGGAGCCUGGCCUGCAGCCAGCCGCUCAGGGGUGCCCUCGUUCCUCCAGUCCCUUCAGUUUGCUUUCCUCUUGAGACAGGCUGUGUCUAUGACAGUGGGAUGGGGGAGAGCCUGGACCGUUCAUCCUGCUGGUCUCGGGUGUUUUGUGCCAUCUCGUGUUCCCACUUUCUACACACACAUGUGCACGCGCAGGGCUUGGCCCCUGGCACUACCCAGGCUUGCCUCUGCCCUGGCCUCUUGUGCCACGUAGGUGGGAACACGUUGGCUGCCUAGGCCUGCCCCUGAGCAUGUUAGGUGGAGCCAUUGGUGUGGGGUGUGCUGGGUGUCGGCAGCAGAGACACAAGGUAGCACGGGCUGAACUGUCAGUCUGCUUCCUUUUGGCCCCAUGUGGGAUCCUGUCUUCAGGGAUGAAUUCCUCAUCACACGAGACCUUCACAACCCAGUCCGCUCCCAUCUCAGCCUUGCCCAUCCCGUCUGCAGGCGAUACGGGAAAGCCACUGCCUCCCGCCCUCUGGCCCUCCUAGUUCAGGAGUCUGGCCUUACGCUCACACAGAGGAAGGCAGUCACUGGGACUUCUGUUCAGGAAGAAAAAGUGUCAGGGAGAAACGUCAUGCCUCCUGCCCCCAGGAACACGGCAGAAGCAAAGCUUCUGUGUCUCAGAUGGAGUCCUGGGCCUUGGGUCCCCCAGUCAGCCUCCCACAGAUUCCCAUCCCCACUGGCUGCAGAGUGUGGAUAACCCAUAAAAGCAAAGCUCAACCCAGCAUUCAGUUUAUUUACAAAGAAAACUUUUUUCCACCUUGAUUUCUAACUUGAAACAAAUAUAAGUGAAUGGCUUUUUCAGGAAGAUACCUGCUUUAGAAAAAUAAAACAGAAAAUGGAAGAUGAUUUCAAGGAAGCGUGUGGGCAUAUAGAGUCUGGGUACUGCUUUGCUGGUGAUGGAGGGGCUCACACACCCGGGAGGCCGUUCUCCCUUCUUCACUCCGAAAGGUGAAGGUUCCACGCUUUGUCUUCCUGAGGCAGUUCCCUGGAAGGCUUCUUGGCACUGGUUCUAACUGGAUCUUGGGAAGGGAGGGUGGCCGUUGACCAGGAGAAGGACCCGGGGUUCCCAAGUCUUACAUACGCAGUAAAGAUGCCCUGGGGGCCGUGGGAAGGCAGUGGUCCUCUUAGGUUAGUGAGGUUCCACUUGCCUGCUCCAGUAUUUGACCCAGAUAGGACAGUUUUCAGGUCUCACACAAAUGAGACAAGUGGAACUGUUGUCCCCGUUGGUUCUCCGUGGUGCAUGUGCUGGGAGAACGAGAACUACAGCAGUGCAACUGCAGAACGCAGGCCCAGUGCCGCCAGGCGAGGCCAGCGCGGGCACAUCGUCAGGCAGGCCUCACUGGGGCUUUGUUCACCAUCCUGCCUUUUCCAGCCGUCGGUGCGAGAAUGAGUGUGGGGGAAAUGCCGGUUUUGUGGUUCAGGUGAUGUCUUUAAUCCUUCCCUUAUUGGGCUUGUCAUUCACAUUGGAAUCUCGUUCAAGGAGGUGCCGUUUCUCUGCUCGGUGCCACCCGAGCCCCCGGAGCUCCCGGUCCUUCCUGGCUGGGGCUGGUCGGGUCUCCCAGCCUCACGGUCAGUGCUCACCGCUGAGAAGGCCCGCGCAGUGUUCCUCGCGUCCCGUGCUAAUGUUUGCUCUGUAAGGGCCAGGUGGAACUGUUUCUCAUUUUCAGCCCAUUUUUGGCAGAGUAAAUAUAACUAACUUAUAUUUUCCCUUUAUGAAGGAUAGAAGUUAUUUUUAUGUAGUUUCCAAACUUUAUGCAAAACGUUUGUAAAAUGUUCUCUGCAAAGUUAACUGCAAAAAUGUAAAUAAGCUUUUAAUAAAAUAACAAAGUGAGAAACUCGG